Echinococcus granulosus is the source of this 960-nucleotide messenger RNA. RefSeq lists its product as hypothetical. The transcript has a single exon. NCBI's taxonomy places the organism in Eukaryota, Metazoa, Platyhelminthes, Cestoda, Cyclophyllidea, Taeniidae. The record is from RefSeq and is a predicted model, not a curated record. The coding region runs from base 1 to 960 and encodes 319 amino acids.
AUGUCUGUCACGUCGGAUGCAUGUGUGUCCUCUCCACUGCCGACAUCCCACCAUGCAACAGGAGAUGCGCAGUAUCACUCCGAGGAUCUACCAUUUUCGACAUCGUUUCCAGCCUUUACGGCACUAAAUCGGCGCCGACGAGUGACCUGCAAGUUGUGUCACCUUCCAAUUGGUUAUGUCGACAUCGGAAUGACACAUCUUGAGGCUACACGCUGUCAGAAGGCGUCAGAUUGCAAGAUCGCCUCAGAAGAUGGUAAAUAUGCGUCUGUCUCCAUCGCUUGCCCAAUCAAUGUUAGCCUAAAUUCUCGUCCAGCCACCGCCUGCGAAUCAUCAGAUGCGAUGGACGCCUACUUGACCUGGAUCAUGGAGGAUGUGAAUAAAAAUACAUUUGCUGCAGACAAAGUCAUCUGUGAUGGUUGUAAAAGCAGUCUGGGUGCCAGAAUUACGUCUUUUGAAAGAAAUCAUGGUGAGCAGGAAACAGGGGAUUGUGACCCACCUACCGAACGAGAGGAACGAUGUCAUUGGUUUACCUUCUCCCUCGAUCGCAUCAACGUAGAGCCGUUAUUUGGCCUGGUUGGAUUGAGGGAGCUCUCAUCCUGGUACCGUGGUGGCGAGCGUUUCUUUCACAGAAUUCAGGCUAUCGAGGAUUCGGGAGAUCUGUCCAACAACUCCAGAACAUGGCUGCGUCCACACGAAAGGGUGGAACAGAGCAGCAACCUGGACAAAGAGGUGGCAAAUGAGACGUGGCCAUUUCUUCUCAUGGAUCUGGUUAGAGCCAGUGAACUGCCCCAAGGCACUCUCGACCACCUGGACGGAAAUGUGAUGGCAUAUUUGAACAAUUUGGACGCUUUUGAUGCCAAAUCGGGGGCUGACGGUGUUGACGAUGACUCUGUGCUGACGCCGAGGAAAUGCUGUUCCGAGGUGGAGUUGAAUGAAACGAUAUCUGAGGCUGGUAAAUAA